Molecule: messenger RNA, 8665 nt
Organism: Schistosoma margrebowiei
Lineage: Eukaryota; Metazoa; Platyhelminthes; Trematoda; Strigeidida; Schistosomatidae
Source: the annotation of a GenBank genome assembly
AAUCAUCUACUCAUAUGCGCGUAGCUUGACUUCGCGUGUUACUUUGUGCUGAUUGAUUCUCUCCCAGUGCUUCAAUUGUCGUUGCUGCGCGUUUUUUAAUUUUAAAAUAAUAAUGAUCUAGUUGAUUUUCACAUAUAUACCUCCUAAUAAGUCCUUAUCAUAUGUAUAUUAUGGAUGUUCCGUGGAUUGUUAUGGAGAUCCAUUUGGUGCUUCACUGAAAUUCAAGCUUAUUCCAUGAGACGAAUUUGAUUUCGCUGAAAUGCUAAUCAGUUCAAGUCAACAUUUCAUCAACAUUUACACAUUAAUACUAUCUUUGUUCAUUUUCUUCAUUCACUACAAAUAUUCGUUUCAUAAUGUAAAUGCUGAGAAUUUGAAACCGACACCAUCAGCACAUCAACACUAUGUUAAUUUCAUACAAAAACAACAAGACAAUAAAGAUAUUGAUUCAUCAUUAUCAGAUAAUCAUUAUGUCGAUAAGUCAAAUUUACCACAAACAAUUAAUAAUAAUAAUAAUAAUAUGGAUAAUUUCAAAUCAUGUAUAUGCUUCAAAUGGCCAAAUUGUCUUAGCAAUUGUACAAAUGAUCCUUUACUGAAAUCUGUUGUACAAACAGAUUAUGGUUAUUUAUCAAAUGUACCAUUACCAUUCAUUAUAUUAUUUCCAUAUCAAGCAAGGAAAUCACGUAAUAAUCAUGAUACAUCUACAUUGGGAAGACAAGGUGGCUAUUUUCAAAAUACACGAUUUUGGCUUACCAUGUAUAACCAACAAAAAAUUGUGUUGAAAUUACAAAAAUCUCGAAUAUUUAGUGACGCCGGCAACUAUUCCACUUUGUAUUAUCAAAAGAAAAACGAUGGACAUAUGUAUGAAUUUGAAUCAGAUAAAUUAAAAAACUGCUAUUACACUGGUACAGUAGUGAAUCAAACAGAGGAUUAUUUGAAUUUAGAUACUACUAAAUCUACUAAUUAUGUUGCUGUAAAUACAUGUUUUGGUUUGAAUGGUAUUAUUCAUUAUGCCAAUCAAACAUAUGGUAUACGUCCACUGCAUUGUAAACAAUGUGAUUCUACAGCCAUUCCACACCUACUAUUUCCACAUCGAUCAAAGUUGAUUAAUCGAGAUGUUCAAUUACCAGUAUUUUGGCGCCCUACAGAUAUUUUUAAUAUAAUGAAUAGAAAACCUUUAGCAAAAGUUGAAGGACCUCGAAUUUACACUAUAAAUCUUGCGUUAACGCUUGAUUAUCAUUUAUUUUCAUCGUUUGGUCAUAAUCUGGAACGUGGUAUUCAUUAUUUAAGCAAUGUGUUAAAUCAAGUAACUAAGUCAUUUCAACAUGUUCCUGUUGAAUUAUAUUUGAUUCAAUCAGAAAUAUGGACUUUAAAAGAUUUAAUUCAAUCAAAUAUUAGUAUUAAAACAACAUUGAAUCAUUUUGUUCAUUUCAUUAUCAAUCGUCGUAGAAAAUAUCAUUCAUCUAUAUUUAUCAAAAAUAAUAUUGUAAAUAAAAGUGAUAUAAUAAUAAUGAAUCCUUCUAUUGGAAAUGAUACAUUUGGGCGUCAUCGUAUUCAUCGAAGAUCAGUUAAUACUGAUGAUGAUGUUCUUCGUAAAAUGUCUUCAUCCACCUCAUCGUCAUCUUUAAAUAAUCCAUCUUUGUAUACAAAACAUUUUGAUGUGCAGUUACUACUCACUGGGAGACGAUUUACUGAUCCAGUAGAAUAUAUAGCCAUACCAGAUAGUAUAUGUACACCAAGAGCUAUAGGAAUAAUUCAGGUUAAUAAUACCGAUAUGGAUUAUCAUGUAUCCAGAUUGAUCUCUUUGGCUAUUGCGGAAAUUCUUGGCAUUAAAUCAUUUCCAUGUCCUCCAUUGUACAGUUGUUAUUCAUUCGAUCUGUUUUCCGACGGUGAUAAUUCACGUCUUCGACUUGCUUUAUCAUCUGGUAUGGCUGAUUGUUUACUACAAAAUAUUGCUGUAACAAAGGAUUCUAAAUCUUUUAUCGACACAUGUGGUAAUGGUCAAAUUGAUCGUGGUGAAGAAUGUGAUCCUGUUGUUCGUCGAAGUUUAAGCUAUUCUUCAAACUUUACUAAUCCAAUGUCUUGUUGUAAUUUGGAAACAUGUUUAGCUUCUGUAUGGGCUGUAUGUACACAUGGUCCAUGUUGUCAUCAAUGUCGUUUAAAACAAAAAGGUAGUGUAUGUCGUCCAGCGUUUGAUCAAUGUGAUCUACCGGAAUUUUGUACUGGUACCCAUCCAUCUUGUCCAUUAGAUUUAUAUUUGGAAAAUGGUUCUCCAUGUUUAACACAAUCAACACAAUCACUAAUUGGUAUUGUAUCCGCAUCGUCAACAUCCUCGUCAGCCUUAUCAUCUUCAUCCACUACAACUAUAACAACAACCGCUAGUACUACUGUUGUACAGAAAAACAAUAAUUCAUCAUCAUCACAGUUGAAUUAUUUAGUUGAAAAUCAUAAAUCAUUAUGCUAUCAAGGUCGUUGUCCAACACGUCAUAGUCAAUGUGAAAUGAUUUGGGGUGAACAAGCUACAGAAGCGUCUGAUUAUUGUUUUCAUUUACACAAUACUAAAACUGAUGGAGCUUGUGGUGUACAAGGACAGCAUUGUACUAUUGAACAUGCAAAAUGUGGCCUUUUACAGUGUCAAGGUGGUAGACCUAGACCUGUUUCAUUGGAAGCACAAUCUGGUCAACCAUUUGUUACGUAUACAGAACAUCAAGGACGUCAAUUUGAAUGCAAAUAUCUGUCUCAUACAUCUAAAGUUCGAUUUGUCCCAGAAGGCGCAUCGUGUGCGCCUGAUCGUUAUUGUUUUCAUCAAGAAUGUGUACUACCACAUGUUGUUUUUCAGUCGAUUUGUCCAACUGGUCCAAUAAAUAAACAAUUAGAAAAUGGACAUAUCAUCUAUAAAAAUGUGACAUGUUCUGAUCAUGGUUUAUGUACUAAUGCUGGUUUCUGUUUAUGUCAUCCUGAAUGGACUGGUAAUGCUUGUGAAUUAGCAGUAGUUAUUACCAAUAAAUCUAAUACUAUUACAAAUGAUCGAAAUUCCUCCUCCUCCUCAUCAUCAUCGUCGUCAAUAGUUUCAAGUCAAUCAACUAUUAUGAACAAUAUGAAUCCAUUGAGUUCAGAAGUUAUUCAUUGGAUAUGGGAUUAUUUAGAACAAAUGCAAAAAUCUUAUGGAAAUUCUCGAAAUUUUCAACUUAAACGCUUUAGUCAUAACAAUAACCAUAAUGGUGAGAAUUAUAAAGCUCCAUUGAAUACAUUGUAUUUAGUUUGUAUACUUGGAGUUGUUGUUGGUGGUAUAUUUCUAUUUCUGGCAAUUUUUAUGUUUAUUUACAGACGACGGGGUCGACCUAAUAUUUUCAACAAAUCUUAUUAUAAUAAUCACAAUCAUAGAAAGUUUUGUGCAUUUAGUAGAAAUGGUUGUCGGCGUCGUCGUUGCUGUAGAAUUAAUCAAAGAAAUAAUGAUUUAUUAUCACCAAGAUCUACUAAACAUAAUGGUGGUUCAUUACGCUUAUUUAAUACUAUUGAUUCAAAUUCGACAGAAUGUCAAGAAUUACAAAGUUCCAUGUAUGAUCGAUCUACUGUCGGUGUUGGAGGUAGUAGUUGUAGUAGCCAUGAUAAAUCAGGAUAUGAUCGACAUAAUCGUUUACAUCAUGAUUAUUGUACUAUCAGUAGUAGUAAUAAUCGAAAUGGUAGUAACCAAGAUGAAGAAUGUUCACGACGUGUUCGUAGUCGAACUGGUAAUAGUCGUAAUAGAGAUUUAGAAUGUCAUAAUCAUCGUCGUCAUCAUCAUCAUUCAGAACAUAACAAUGAAAGUAAACAUCGACGUAGACAACAUAAUCGUAAUGGUGGUAGUAGUAGUAGUAAUAGUCAUGGAGUAAAAGAUAAAGAGGAAUUAUCAAGAAAAAAGAAACUUGAUCGUAAGCAUAAAUCAUCUAGUCGAACUAGUGCACCUGGAAGUAGUGAUAUUAAACUAUUGGAUUCUAUUGAAGGACAAUAUGGAAUUAAUUUCUCUGAUACUGAAUUAACUUAUAAACAUUCAAAUAAUAAUAAUGAUGAUUAUCAUAAUCACGAAGAGUUAAAUAAUAGUAUGGAUAGAAUAAUUAAAUUUGGCAGUAUGCCUUCAUAUAAAGAAGAUAAAAUAAAACAAUUGAAACGAACAGCUGAUACACUUCCUCCUUUUAAAUCAUUAAAAAAUGUACAAUCAAUAAGUACAAGUGAAAAUACUGUCUAUUUAACAGAUUCAACAGACAUAACUGUUAAUUUAACAAAUUCUGACUUAAAUGUACCAAUUUGUGGUACAUAUACAUCUUCACUUAUUGAACCUAUUGUUGUGAAUAAUAAUAAUAGUAAUAAACAUAAUAUUAAUCAAACAUCUACAUUAUGUGGAUCAGUCAGUGUAACAUCACCGCCAAUAACAACAAUAACUGCUAUUACUUCAUUAAUAUCAUCAUCAUCAUCAUCUACUGUACCUCCGUUAUUUCCAUUCUAUUCAACUGCAUACUCGAAAUCGGUUUCACCUAUGACUUAUUUACCAAAUGAUGAUUUAACUACUCAAACUACAAUAUCUAAUUCCAAUCAAAAUUCAUUAUUAUUACACAAUGUAACAACAGCUGCAUUAGUUGGUGCAGGUCGAGCUGGAGCUAAUGCUGCUGCAGCAGUGGCAGCGGCAGCCGCUGCAAACCCCACGGCAUCAGAAGUAACAACAACAACGACAGUCAUAUCUACUGGGACAUUAGAUGUUAUGUCGUCUAGUAAUAAUGAUAUGUUAAUUGAUACUUGUCCAACAACAGUUUCUCCGGUAGAUACUUCAAAAGAUGCAAUGAAUGAUACACAGUUUAACAUCAUAAUGGAGAAUUCAUGGCGUCAACCAGAGAAAGGUAUUCUAAAGAAUAAAAAUGAAGGAGGUAGUUACAAUGUGAAUAAUUCGUCGUCGACCAACACUUCCACUAAUCGCCGACAUCAUAGGAGAUCUUCAUCAUCAAUUAAUCAUAAAAAACAUCAUCAUCAUCGUCAUAGAUCACCAUCAUCAUCGGCAGCAACCGGUAGUCAUCAUCGAUCCAGGCAUAAACAUUCAAAAUCAUCACGUCAUCAUCAUACUACUCAUAAUACUAUGGAUAAUAAUGAUGCCGGUAUUAUGAAAAGAAAUGACUCAUUCUCUGAUUGUUCUUGCCAUUUACAUGAAAAUGAGAAAAAAUUGAGAAAACAUCAAAAUCAUCAUCAUAAUCAUACUCGGAGAUUAUCUCGACGGGGUAAUAAUAUUGUAACUAGUCGUUCAAACAGUGUAAAUGACGGAAGUUCACACUUAGAAUUUUGUGCAGCGUUAAAUGAUAUUAAUGGUAAUGAUGAUAGAAGCCCAAGUGGUAGUUCAUCUCUAUCAAGUCAUGGUUUAGAAUUUUUAUCAAGUCAUUCAUCAUCAUCGUCAUCAUCAUCAUUAUCUAGAACAUUAGCUACAUCGUCAUCAUCAUCAUCGUCUUCUACAUCAUCAUCAUUUACUGAUUUAAAUUCUCAUUGUCAUCAUCAUCAUCAACUUCGUCGUCAUCAUUCACAUUCUAAUCCUCAUUGUCACAAAGAUCAUGAUAAUAAUGAUGAUGUACAAAGUUUAAGUUCAUCAUUCACUUCAUCUACUACAAGUACUUGUUCAACUGCUUUAGAAGUUAAUGUAAUCAAAUGUAAUGAUUCACAACAACAUCAACAAAAUGGAUUAAUUAAUAAAGAUUCUACUGAUCCUAUAACAACAGAUCAUAAUCGUUCAAAACGAUUGGAUAUUAUAAAUAAUAAAUCAAAUCGUUCAAAUCAACAAUUAAAAAAGAAUUAUGAUUAUUGUUCUGAGAAUUAUCAAACUAUUCAAUGUGUUAAUAAUGAUAAUAGUAUUGGAACCGAUCCUAUUAAUAUUGAAAGAGAGGAUCAACGUAGUUCUCAUCGACACAGUCGUAAACAUCAUCGUCGUCAUUGUCGAUAUCGCAAACACCAUGGACAUCAUAAACGUCACAGUGAAUCUAAUCAGGAAAUCUCCGGAACAAUUAAUCUUACCGGUGAAUCAUUAGGAUCGUCUUCUAGUACGACUAAUAAUUGUAAUUCUGGAAUUUCCGAAGCAUCUUCAUCAUCUUCUGGACUAACGACAGUCUCUUGUCAUCGUCGACGUUCAAGAACACGAAGUAUAACAGAUGAAGAUUGUACAACUUCCGGUUCACGAAGAAGUAGUCCUUUACCACCAGCUCCAACAAUAUUAUGUAAUGUAGGCCAGCAAACUGAUGAGUUGAGUUUAUUGAAAGUAGCUGGUCUUACAAUAUCGUCUAAAACUGGUGCUAAUUCUGAAUCAUCGAAUAAUAAUAACAAUAAUAUCAAGAGUAAUAAUGAAAAUCGUAAAUCUUAUUUAGAUUCUGAAGGUGAAUGGGAAGAAGUUGAAUGUAAUGAAUCAGGUUGUGAAGAAUGUCAAAAUUCAAUUCACACAACAACGACUACUACUACUGAUAAAAGUAUUAAUAGUCAUGGAAAUAAACAAUCGAAACAUUUAACAACUACAUCACCUCCUAUCCUUUCUUCACCUUCUCAUCCAACUAUUAUUUUGCAAAAUAGAAUAAAUCAAUUACAUUCAACAUCAUCGAAUAAUUUCAAUCCAUUAUGUGUAACAUUAAAUAACCAACAACAACCAUUGUAUAAUCUAUCAACUCCCCCGACUAAUUCAUCUUUAUCGAUGAUCAAUAGUAAACAACAAUCGAAUUCAACUAAUUCAUCGUUAGGUUCAUCGAAAACAUCACGAUCUGCUGGUGGAUUUAGUAGCAGUGGUGGAAGUACUGGUUUAGCAAAUUUAUCAUCACCGCCACUACCUCCUCCAUCAUCUUUAUCGACCAAUAAUCCUAUUAAUACCAUCACGACAACUACUAAUACCAAUAAUAGUAUUAAUGAUAAUAAUCAUUCAAAUGUAACUUCUAUGCAAUUACAACAAUACAAACAAUCACAGUUAUCAGGAAUAAAACAACAACAAUAUAUCGGUAUGAUGAACAACAAUAAUCAAACGAAAUUUAAUUCAGAAGAAUAUACUGGUCAACAUAGUGAACCAGAAGUGGAUGCUCAUUUAAACAUUGGAUCAAUGAUAAAUCGUCAAAUAAAUGAACAACAAAAUUUAGUCAAUAAAUUACAAACUGAUUCUAAUCAUCAUCAUCACCAUCAUCAACCACCACCACCACAACAACAACAUUAUAAUCCGUUUUAUCUACCAUCAAAAUCAUCUGUAAAGAAUACAUAUGCUCAAUCAUCAGAAUCACAAUCUCAAUUAAAUAACUUAUUAUUACAUCAACAACAAGUCAAGUCAUCCAUUCAAAAUAAUAAUAAUAAUACUAACAAGCCUAAUUCUUUACAAUUAUUCACUUCACCUGAAAUAAUUCAUAGAAGUGUUAAUAAUAUGACAAACAACCGAUCUGUGUAUGACUCAAGUCUUCAAAUGAUGGAUAAUAAUAAUACUCAUAAUAAUAUACAAGGUAACUUGGAGUUAUACUAUCAACAUCCAUAUGAAGAUGUUGCUACAGAUGAUUAUGCUGAAACUAAUAGUCAAUUAAAUUGUACAUCUCUACAACAAAAUCAAUCUUUUAACCAAUCACUUUUAUCUCAUUAUCCACAAAAACAGUUUCAAUCGUAUUUAUCACCAACUGAACCAUCACUACCACCACUACCACCAACAUUAACACCUACACAACAACAUAUAUAUCAUCAACAUGAUGGUUGUGGUCCAUUAUUAUUACCACCAAUAUCUACUAGUUCUAUGUUGUACAAUAAUGAAGUGAACAAUCGAUUCGGUUAUUCAAGAACGGCAACAUUGGAUGAAGAUGAUAAAUUAAGUUUAGAUGAAGACAGUGAAAUGAUACACUUUACAAAUUCACAAAUGAAUAAUAACAAUUCAGUUAAUAUUACUAUGACGACAACAACAAUGAGUACUAUUACUACCACUGCUACUAAUAUUAGUAAUGGUGGUAAUAAUAAUAAUACUCACUUGAGUAGUAUGUUUAAUCCAUAUACUGUUGCGUUUAUCAAUAAUACUCCAUCAAAUUAUAUUCAAUCGAAUCCAUCACACCAUACUACUUUAUCACAUUUUAAUCCAUCAUAUUCUGUUUGGAAUACUAAUGAUUCAAUUCAUCAUCGUAUGAAUAAUAAUAGUAAUAUUAACAACAAAUAUAGAAUAAAUGAUAAUCCGUCAAUCAUUUAUCCUAGUGAUCAAAUGAAUAGUGCCAAAGAUGGUGUUGUUGGUAUUACAGGUUCCAGUGGAAUUACACAUCCUCUAUUAAAUGAUAUUGAUGAUGUAGGCAGCGAUUUUAGUUUGUCUGCUUUUCGUCGUAGUGAUGAUAUUUGUACUCCUUCAUCAUUAUCAAAUCGAAUAUUCAAUAAUAACAAUGGUAAUAAUAAUGAUCUCAUUAUGAAUAAUCUCCUACCAUCAUCACAAACCACACAAUUACAACAUAAUAAUUAUCAACAACAAUCUACGGAACAUCAUAGUUCUAGUGAUAUUGCUGGCAUGAUGGAUGUUCGUAGUAAUGAUGGAACAUGUGAUGAAUCAGAUGCUAGUUCACUACCGGAACAAGGCUGUGAUUUAAUGCAUUUAGCUCAAUUACGUAUAUCAGCUAGACCGAAUCCACUAUUAAACGAUUUAGCAAAACAACAGGUACAAAGAAACAACAAGUAG